Cercospora beticola is the source of this 1930-nucleotide messenger RNA. RefSeq lists its product as uncharacterized. The record is from RefSeq and is a predicted model, not a curated record. Lineage: Eukaryota; Fungi; Ascomycota; Dothideomycetes; Mycosphaerellales; Mycosphaerellaceae.
CGAACACACGACCAACUCGCUUUUUCGCACGUUAAGCAAUCUCGCGCCCGACGAACGCACCCAACUCAGAUCCAACACAUUCGCAGUACCAAAAUCACAUUUCGCAAUGACUGUCGCCGACUCGAUAAAGGACGCGGCGCAGUCUGCCAAAGAAGCAAUCGGCCUGUCGAACGGCUCGUCAGGCGAGUCCAAGUCUGCACGCAAGAAGAAGGCAAAGGCAGAAGCCGCGGCUGCUAGCAACACCACUCCCUCAGCUGCCACGGCAGUCCCAAAGCCGUCUUCCCAGGAGAACUCAGUGGCCGCUCACAGCACGACUGAGCAAGAUGAGCAUCUCAAAGACCUGAACAAGCAGAUCCGCAACACCAACAAGAAGCUUCAAGGCAUGCAGAAGCUCGACGCGAUCUUGGAGGCAAAUCCUGGUGUCUCUCUUGACGAACUCCUUGCGCAGCGUAAGAUCAACCAAGACCAGAAGGCGCAGGCACAGAAGAAGCCAGAGCUUCAGGCACACCUCGCUCAGCUGGAAGAGCAAGCAGAGGCUUACCGCGCGGUGGACGCGAGAUACCAGGAGAAGUUCAACAAAUUGCGUGAAGAGCUAGAGACUAAGCACAAGCAAGAGGUAACGAAGUUGCGGGAGGAGCUCGCAGCGGAGCGCGAGAACGCAUCUCAAAACGAUCUGCGCAAGAACCUCCUUGUGUUCUCUCGAUUCCUUCGUGCUGCAGCUGCCAAGCGAGCAGCUGAGGUCGAAGAAGAUACCGAGGAGAACAGAGCCUUCGAGGGCGCUUUGCUUCUGGUCUAUGGCGGCGACGACUCUGCUGUCGAUGCUGCGGUGAACAUCAUCGAAGGUGCAGAGGAGCAGGUGCCCAGUAUCGAUGGCACCCUUACCGAAACCACUUACGCUCAGGUGAAGCAGACCGCUGUCAAGCACACUCCAUUCCAAGCAACCGAGGAGUGGGCCGAAGGUGUCGCACGAGAGACUGCCGGCGAGUCUGGCUCUGACCCUACGAUCGCUAACGCCGGCCUGACUGAACUCGAGGCUCCCAACAGCACCGCUGCCGAAGUGCAACCCGAGCCUACCUCCGUUCAGGGCACAGCAGGAGAUAGUGGCAACGUCGCUGGCGAGCGUUGGAACACCGAUGCCGCUGGAACAUCAGCUGGUGCCGAGAAGAGUGGGCUGGAGGAGAGCUACGAGAUCGUGCCUCGCCCGAGCGAAGAGGUGGACGUGCCAGCAGCGGCAUCUACCCAAGCACAGCAAGGCAGCAGCUGGGCAGAGGAGUCGCACGAAGCUGCAACGGGCAACAAAGCUGGCGAGAGUUGGGACACCAAGGCACCUGGAGAAAGCAAUGGCAGCUGGGGCGCCGAACCAGUGGCCAGCGCCAACGGCUGGGGUGACGCUCCCGCUACUGACGCCGCCGCACCGGCGGACGAUGGUUUCAGUCCCGUGGCAGGUCGGCGUGGAGGUCGCGGCAAUGGCCGUGCGCGCGGAGAUGGCGAAUUCCGUGGUCGUGGUGGUCACCGUGGCGGCUAUCGUGGACGUGGCGAUGGUGAGAACAGAGGCCGUGGCCGUGGUGGUUACCGUGGCCGUGGAGAAGGUGGAGAAUUUAGAGGCCGCGGUCGCGGCCCACGAGGAGGUGCUCCAGCUGCGGCUCCAAGCUCUUAGGGAGAGUCUUGGGUGGAAGCUCCGGCUGCAUCUCCGAUGUUUCGUGAGCCCGCAUUUGUUUGAGGCCUCGAACUACUUUCGUGUGGGCCGGCACAACAUGAUAUGCGUUCAAGCAUCUGCAUAGGGUACAGGCACAGGAGCACGGGAACGACGCAAUGUACAACAACGGAUUGACGCUUCUUUGGGUUGGUUCUGCAGGCAUUGGCGCUAGGUGGCACGUCUGUAUGAGUGUAAUCUGAUGUGAUAGCGUUCGAAUGCGAUACGAGUCAACGC